AUGUCAGAGAUAAAGCAUUUGGAUCAAGCACGGAUUGCAGUGCUUAACAGGAAUGAUUCUGAAUUUAAUGUACCCCAGAUUCGUAAUGGAAAUAUGUCCAGAAAAUCCAUCGAGAUUGUGAAUCGUGGUUCGAAUACUUCCCAUCCUGAAAUUACCUCUAGAGAAUCUACCAAUAAUGUGUUAAUCCAAUUAACUAAUAAUAGAGACCCAACAUUAGAACCAUUACCUCAACAAGUCAACGCAGGUAGGCAAAUAAUGACAUCUAAAAAUCCGCCUGGUAAUUUAUAUCGGAUUAUUAUUACAUGUUGUUGGUCAGCAGCUGGAGGAUGGUCAGAUGCUACUCCAGGUGCAAUCUUGCCAUUUAUUGAAGACUACUACGGAAUUACAUACGCAGUUGUAUCAUUGAUAUGGAUGGCUAAUGCUGCAGGAUUCAUAUUAAUAGCUAUGCUAUCACAUAAGAUCCAACCAUGGUUGGGCAAAAGAUAUUCAUUGGUAACUAGCUGCAUUUGUUCGUGUAUAAUGUAUGCUUUAGUUUCUAGUGGAACACAUUUUCCGUUAGUUGUGAUUGGAUUUUUCUUCGGUGGAAUGGGGAUUGCAAUUGGCUUGUCCCAAUCUAAUAUAUUCUUUACACGGAUGUACGAUCUGUCUAAAUACUUAUCUUUUCUACAUGGAUCUUAUGGGUUAGGUGCAACUCUUUCGCCGUUGAUAGCUACAGCGAUGGUCAAUACCGGUGUUAAAUGGCAUUAUUUCUAUCUUAUUACAUUAGGUUUUAUGUUAUUCAAUGGAGUAAACUUCUAUUUUUCUUUCAAGGGCGCAGACGAAGAUCUUAAGCUAUGGGAUACUGAUGAAUCAAAUGAAACUCCGAAAAAUGAUGAUCCUCAUAAUCGUCAACAUCAAUCAGAUGAUUCACAACAAGUCGAAGAAGCUAUUGGGUUGCAAGAGUUGACUAGAGAAGGACUGAAUGUCCAAAAUGUCCUUAGUAAGGAUAAGCAAUCAUCACAUUCUGCGGACAUGUUGUUGGCUCUUCAAAACUACAGGACAUGGCUUCUUGCAUUGUUCGUAUUAUUUUACCAAGGUGCAGAAGUGUCUUUAGCCGGAUGGGUUGUCACUUUCUUAUUAGACUACAGACACGGUAGUAGUUCGGUGGGUUACGUCGCAUCGGGGUUCUGGGGUGGAUUAACCUUGGGUCGUCUUCUAUUAACAAAACCGUUGCAAAAGAUAUUAGGAGCCAGAAGGGCCGUCAUACUUUUGUCUCUAGUAUCCAUCUGCCUUGUACUUCUUGGGUGGUUACUUCCAAAUGCUAUAGCUGAAGGUGUAUUUAUUUCUUUGGCAGGUGUUACGAUAGGACCAAACUAUCCAUUACAAAUUGGUCUCACGGCUAAGCUUAUACCUAGGAAAAUCCAGGUUAUUUCAUUAACAAUAAUUACUGCUUUCGGGUCGUCUGGUGGAGCAAUUUUCCCAUUCAUAGUCGGUUUGAUCUCUCAAAGUGCUGGUACCUACGUUGUUAUGCCAGUUUUUAUUGCAUUAUAUUGUUGUAUGCUUGGUCUUUGGAUAGCCUUGCCUAAUAUUGAACGACCUAUAGAAUUAACUAGUAAUACUAAUAAGUGGACAAAGAUCUGGAGAAGAAUUUGGUAA
Debaryomyces hansenii CBS767 is the source of this 1635-nucleotide messenger RNA. Its product is annotated as DEHA2B02134p. Gene Ontology annotation, molecular function: transmembrane transporter activity. The coding region runs from base 1 to 1635 and encodes 544 amino acids. The record is from RefSeq and is a predicted model, not a curated record. Gene Ontology annotation, cellular component: membrane. NCBI's taxonomy places the organism in Eukaryota, Fungi, Ascomycota, Pichiomycetes, Serinales, Debaryomycetaceae. The transcript has a single exon. Gene Ontology annotation, biological process: transmembrane transport.